Messenger RNA from Melanotaenia boesemani (Boeseman's rainbowfish), 6837 nucleotides. RefSeq names its product leukocyte receptor cluster (LRC) member 8 (gene leng8). Gene Ontology annotation, cellular component: nucleus. The transcript has 15 exons. NCBI's taxonomy places the organism in Eukaryota, Metazoa, Chordata, Actinopteri, Atheriniformes, Melanotaeniidae. The record is from RefSeq and is a predicted model, not a curated record. The coding region runs from base 365 to 2890 and encodes 841 amino acids.
AGACUUGGCCAAUUUCGCUUAUCUGCCAUUUUGUAUCUCUGUAGUCCAGUCAGACGAAGUUGGUCGUCAACGGAGAAGGGAUAAAUGUUCAAACUUUAACUCUGUUUUUUAUUUGUUAUUUUUAUUUGCUGCUUGCAUUAGGUUGUAUUAAAGUUUAUUUUGAUGAUUAGGUGAUGAAUUUGCGAUCGACUCAGUGUUUCCGUCGUAGCUACACAAUUUGACACCUCAUCGGACUUGUUUACCUUUUGAGAUAGAGGAACUAACACCAACGGCGUUAGCCCAGUUUCUUGCUCUCCAGCUAGCUUAGCUAGCUAACAACUGCCCUGGCGUUAGCGUUCUAACGCUAAUCUAUACCUGUGGUGAAAUGGCGGCCAACACGGCACAAGCAGCCCCUACAACAAACUGGUCGUAUGGUUCUGGAGAUGCUCAGGUCCAUGAAAAUCCAGAGUGGGAGAAAGCAAGACAAGCCCUUGCAUCCAUCAACAAGAGUCAGAACUCUGCUAAGUCAACACAAGACAACCAGGCCACUGCAGAGGCAGGCCAAUUUCAGCCAGCAGUAACUGAAGCUGCUGCCAUGCAGCAACAGUACUAUCCGUGGUACCAGCAAACUCAGCAGCAUUACCCUGGAUACUCAUACCCCUACAAUUACUACUACCCCAUGGGACCAUAUGGAGCUCCGUACCCACCAAAUCAGUAUGGUGUACCUCCUGGACCAUACCCAGGAACUCCAACUUCUAAUGGACAGCCUCCUCCAGUCCCUGGAAUGGAAGAUCAGUCUCCCAGCUACUCCUCCCAAUCACAACCUCCUCCCCCUGCUGCUCCCCAGCCACCUCAAAGCCCAACAACUUCAGAAAACCCACCUCCUCCCCCUCCCCCACCUAUUCCUCCUCCACCCAAUUCCCAGUUCCCCCCUCCCCCUUCACCAAAUGCUUACAGUACGAACACCAUGUCGUACCCACCUGGUGACCCCAAUCAGAUGCAAGUCUACAGUCAUUCCCAGGGAAGGCCAAACUAUGGCCAAAGUUUCCAGGCCCAGAACACCUAUCAACCCCCUCAGAAUAACUCACAGCAACAACAGAUGCAGAAUCAGUAUGCACCCGGGCUAGGCAGGGGAGAGGCCAACAAAAACCAAAAACAUGGACAGCAACUCUGGCACCGUAUGAAACAAGCACCAGGGACAGCUGCUGUGAAGUUCAAUAUUCCUAAGAGGCCCUAUCAGGUUCAGUGUUCCUCAGUUUCCAGUCAAGCUUUCCAACAAAGUGAGCAGUCCUCAGGGUUGAAUCCAACACCUUCAUCUCCAGCUACUGCGAGUGCUGCCCCUGGAGGUGUUCAGACACGACCCCAGGAUUGGCCCCAAGCAAUGAAGGAAUAUGUGCAGCGCUGCUUUACAGCAUGUGAAACAGAGGAAGACAAGGAUCGAACAGAGAAGGUGCUUAAAGAAGUCCUGCAGGAGCGGUUAAAGGAUGGCUCUGCCUACACCAUUGAUUGGACUCGUGAGCCAUUACCAGAAUUGAAAGUCAAGCAGUCUCGUUGGGAAGCCAUUCCACACCAUAGAACAUCAGACAGUUCAGUUAACCGUGGUGGAAGUACUUUGGCUUCUGUUUCAAGAGGCAGAGGAGCUGGACACAGAUUAGGCCACUACCGAAAUAUUUUUUCUCAAAGAAGCCCAUCUUCUAGUUCAUCCCGAUCCUCCUCUCGCUCACCAUCCCCUUCACACAAUCGUCACAGAGACCGCAGCAACCAAAGGCACAGACGGAGUGAUUCUGGCUCACAGUCAGACAGCAGCAUCUCCAGUGACCUACGGCCUCAACUGUCAAGACGUAGUCAGAAAGGAGGACGUGGUCGUGGAAAUGACAGGGAUAGAGGACGUGGAGGUGGAGAGAGAGGACGAGGAAGAGGAGGAAAAGCUAACCGAGGAAGGCGAAACAUGGAUGAUUCAAAUUCAGCCGGUGGGAAGAAGAGGAAAGGUGGGAAUGCCGGUUUGGAUUUCCACGACCCGGACAGAGAAGCUAAGAAGCAGAGCAGAGCAGCUCGUUUCCACAAACAGCUGCGUUCAGAGCCGCUGGUUCUAGCAAUCACUGCCUUGGACCUACCUGAUGGAACACAGGAGGGCCUUAGCUGGGAGGACUGCCCCAUUGUAGGUACAUGCCAGGACAUCACCAAGCCCUACUUAAGGCUCACUUGUGCCCCUGACUCCUCCACUGUGCGCCCUGUGCAGGUGCUUAGAAAGUCUCUGCAGGCUGUCAAAACCCACUGGAAAACCAACCAGGACUACGCCUAUGCCUGUGAACAGAUGAAAUCUAUACGGCAAGACCUAACGGUCCAAGGAGUUCGUACUGACUUCACUGUGGAAGUGUACGAAUGUCAUGCACGCAUUGCCCUGGAAAAGGGAGACCACGAGGAGUUCAACCAGUGUCAGACUCAGCUGAAAGCCCUGUACAAGGAAAAUCCCUCAGAGAACGUUGGAGAGUUUACAGCUUAUAGAUUGUUGUAUUACAUUUUUACUAAAAACUCUGGAGAUCUGACCACUGAGUUGGUAUACUUGACCCCAGCACUCCGGGCAGAUAAGUGUGUGGCUCAUGCUCUUGCACUCCGUGCUGCCUGGGCGUUGGGCAACUAUCGCCGUUUCUUUAAGCUCUACCUGGAAGCCCCACGUAUGGCUUCAUAUCUCAUUGACAAGUUUGUAGAGAGAGAGAGAAAGGUUGCACUUCGGGCUAUAGUUAAAACAUUCAGACCUGACCUGCCUGUUCAGUAUGUGCAGACUACUCUGGGCUUCCAAUGUUUAGACUCCUGUAUGGCCUUUUUAACUGGCCUAGGUGCCAGCUUCACCCCUUCUGAUCCCACAAAGAUAGACUGCAAAGCCAGCACAGCUACUUUGGCUGCUUCCUGAGUGGGAGGGUUGGGGUUAGUUCAGAGAAGGGGCAAUCUAAGGGACCAUCAUGGAUCCUGAUGUAUUGAAUGCACUCCACUUCAGAUAUCCCAGCCAGCUCAGAUGAAGUAGAAGCAGUCAACACCAAUAAGACCCACAUAGAAAGAUAGAAGUGUAAGCUGCUGUCAGACCUCAAAUGCAGAUUUAAUUUUCUAACAUAAGAGAUUAGAACUGUUCUUAAAAAUGAGGGAGAACAUGUCUGCACACACUGUCACACAGAUUUGCAAGUUAGCCCUAAGUCUCAUCAUUCUACGAGGCUAGAAAAGAAGAAACUGUUCAGUUUUGGGAUACUGUAAACAAAACACUUAGAUACCAUGAAGUCAGUGAACCAGAGCAGGAAGGCCCUUCACCCUCAUGGUUCCUUUUCCCUUAUCCCAAUCAGAUUUCACCGCUAACAGUGUUCUGUUAUGUUUUCUUCCCUCCUCAAGUCAACAGCUCAAAGACCUGAAGAUUCAAGUCUUGUCAGUCAAGUCAUUCUCCCAACGCUUUGCUGUUUGGAAUCAAGCCUGCAGAAUCAAGUCAGUUCAUUCGCGUAAAGACUCUUAGAAGAUGCCAGCAGUUCCUCUGAUAGAAGAGGUGGUGGUUUGUAUAUCCUACCCUGCAUCCUGUGUUUUUACGGUGUCUACAGUUGGCUCCUCAUCCUGUCUUUGUUCUCCAUGUGGCCUAUGAAAGAAAUGGACUCAGGCCUAAAGUCUUGUUCCUGAUGUGGCAGUAUUAAUCCACUGGUCACAGUUACAAAAUGUUUAAUCAGCACUGGGAAGAAGCUUCAAUCUGAUGCUCAUUGACUUUGUUUAUGAUAAAGGAAAAGUGGUCAUCAGAUGAAAUCCACAUUCCUUCACCUCUAAAGUUGAGCUUCAUCUUCUGAGACACAGUUGCCCACACAGAGAGUUUCUGCUUCAGAAGUUCCCGAUACCACCUGGAAUCCAGCAAAGCCCUGUUCAACAGUAGUCCCCGUUUUUCAUCAACAACCUUGAUAGCCGUUCAGAAGAAUCGGGCUGUGAAGCUUCGGUUUUCAGCUUUCAAGUCCUGCAUGGCAGCACUUCAGAGGGAAACCUUACAGCUUCAUCAGGGAGGAGUAACAAGUGGUUUGUAUGCUACACCUGGCUCUGAUGUCUGCGAGGCUGGUAAGAAAGAGGGACUUCUGGAAGGAGGUGGAUGACGGCCCAACAGAUGUUGCCUCAUUUCUUCUGUGUUAAAUGUUGUGUGUCUUUUUUUUUUCUCUGUUUUUCUUUUGGAUAUCAGUGUUGGCCUUUUCUCCUUAAAAAUUGGAAAAAGAAUUAUGGAAAUGCUAUCAAGGUUUAAGUAAAGUUUACAAGUUGAUUUUUGAGCAAAUAGUCGUAACAAAUCAGGAAAUAUCCUAAAAUGCCUAAACUUAAGUUGUAAAAAAGAAACUUUAAUUUUAACUCCACCGAUGCACGCUGCUGUCUGAAAGUCAAAAGUAUUUGAGUUCUUGACUUAUUUAGGCAGUAAUGAAAUGUAAAGGUCUUUGUAAAUUGAGUGCAGUUUAAUGGUUUUAUGUCCUUUUCCUAAUAGUUGUGAAAAGUGUCAAAUAAAAGCUACAAUGGGGCCUAAUUUAGAGAACAAGAUGGUUUUCCUGAUCGGUCAUAAGAACUGUCUGGACUAAGUUCUCCCAUCUGUGAAUAUUCCAUUUUUUUGGGGGCUUUUUUUUUUUUCUUUUCAGGGGCCAGAGGAAAGCUGGUUAAUUCUAGUUCUACACACGAUGAUUGGAAAAAGCUUUGUUACAUUAACUGAAGGAAGAACCGGACAGGGCAACAAUAAGAAAAACAUAGUCCAAGCCAACAGUUUUAUGUGCUUCUUGUCACCAUACCCUGAAAAUUAGAUCUUUAUUUUACAUAUUUGUGCUGACAGUGAAACUGAAGGUUGGCUUUGUUCCUCACAAUUAAACCCUUUUCUUCUUUCAUAUUACAUAGUAUUAAUUAUCGCUGCAGACACACUAUUCCAGGAUGGUAUAUUUGUUUGGAGUAGGAUUUGGUGCAGGCUUGCAUGUUUCCUUUGGAACCGAAUAUAUUAUUGUAAAUAUUGUGAUUUUCCUUGAAUUAGUGCAUAGUAUAUAUAUUUUUUUUUCUUUUUUUUUUUGGUUGUUUUUUGUUUUAAUUCACACAUGGGUAAGUGUGAGGUUUUCAACAAAUUGUUUAUGUGACUAUAAAGCUGAAAUGCAGUCUGAAUGUAAUGUGGCUGUAGUGGAGGAGAAAUCUUAGCACAGCCUGGAAACAUUUAAGUGGCUGGCGGAUCAAAUGGUAGUUAAACCAGAACAGACUUCAUAAUAUGAACAAAAUGGUUGUUGAAAAUGUCCCUGUAGGCAGUGUGUUAUCUUUCUGGCACUUGGGACUACAGUUGCCAUUUGAUAUUAACACAACAAAUUAAUAAGUUAGCAGAUCACAUGUGUAUUCCCAGAUGAAAUGUCCAUCACUGUUAUUUCAGCAGAUGUUUUGUAUUAAUAAUCUCAUGUCCUUUCUUUCCACCUUCAUUUACUCUGUCCUCUGCUGCUCCCUCCCCUCACUCCCUGAACCCUCCUCCCACACACCACCACGCCUCUUGUUCUUCAGCUUGUAGCACUGCUGCAUUGCAGGAGCACACGGAGUGAAAAGUGGGUGAACCUCCUCCAGACGCCUGCCGGGGAGAGUGAAUUGUGAGCAAGUCUUGGUUUGACUCACGUUGAAGCCAUGCAGCUGGUUAAAUACAUGGGAGCCUUACAUAAUGAAAUCUGGAAAGUGUUUAUCUGCUGCUAAUGUGAUUUGCUGCUAACUCAAAUAUUUAAGAUGCAUUUAUGUGCAACAUGACACCUGUUUAGUUUCAGAAACUGCUUGAUGAUUGACCCUGUGCUGUCCUCUGUUUGUCCAGGUGCAUUUGCACUUAAUAAGCUUACAGUUUGUUGGAAUGAGCAAUAUUAUUUAGUUUUUUGUUUUUUUGUUUUUUUUCCUUGCUAAUUACAAAUAAUCUGUUUUAUGUUUGUUAGAUUGACAGAUUUCUUCAUCUACAGCGUUGUUCAGAGCUUUAUUUUGAGACGGAUCCCUCAACAUUAAAAAGUGCAUCUGGACAUACAGAACAAACUUUUCCCAGAUCGUUUUGGGGUUUUUAAAAAUGUAUAAAAUCUAUAGAUUCAUAUUGUGAUUUAUAUGCUCAUUCUAAGAAAUGACUUAUGUAUGUGAUCAGCUUGACCUCUGUAAGGUUUUUACACAGGAUUAAAUUGUGUACUUCUGAUGCCUCAGGAUUUAUAUGCCACAGGAUUUUUUUUUUCUUCCUCUUUUGAUUGUUUCUUAUCCCCAAGAAAAUUCACUUUUAGAUGACUAACAAUGCACAUUUUCAUUAGUUGUUUUUCUCUGGUGCCAGAUUCAUUUUUCUUGUAUUUUGUUUUUAUUUGCUCCCAUGUUGCUGUAUACCUCCAUUAGUCUUUGUAACUCCUUCCUUGAUGCGUGACACUGGAAGAUCUGCCAUCUCGCUCCCUUCACUCGUUCUUUCCCUACCAUUUCUGUUAAACUCGUCUUUGUUUGGAUUUCUCUUCUCUGUUCUCACUUUCUCUUACUCCCAUCUUCUCCCCUGCAUGAUGCUCUUUCUCCCACAAACCUCUAACCAGUAUUUCUCUUCCCAUUCUUUUUUUUUUUUCUUUUAUGUCAAAUGUUUGUGACCAUUUGCUACGUGCAACUAGUCACUCUCACUAGUAAGUAUUGUUACAUCUGCAGUGCUUUCAUAAUUUAUGUUGCAGCUCACUAACAUCAAAGCUGAAGGUGUAUCUGCAAUUCCCUCUCCCACCACCCCACUUCCACUCCUAUACAGAUCUGACAUGAAAAACUGCCAUUUUGUAAAUAUUGUGUAAAUACUUUUUGAAUUAAUAAAAUUCAAAAAUAAAAAAGCAUCCUCAGUUGUUACUUCAGUGGAGGGAAAAACAA